AUGGAUGCAAUGUUUGGUCCAACACACGAUUUGGAUGUGCCGCCUCAAGUAUCGAUCUCGACUGCUCCCGUCGCCAGCUCGAGCACGAGCACGAGCACGAGUGCAAUCGAUGCCUCCUCGUCAUCGUCGUCCGUCGUAGCGUUGGGCAAGCGCCCUACGACCGAUAAGAAGCCAGCCAAGCCUGGUAGACGACGCCUCGCGUGUGAGGUCAGUCAUCCGAGCCCCCGUCCUCCCUGAGCCGGAUUGCCGAGUGCAUGACUCGAUCUGAUCCUAGCACCCACCGGCAGCCCUGUCGCGCAAGACGGAUCAAGUGCGCAUGGCAGGCCGAGACCUCCGAGAGCUGCAUUGCUUGUGACGAGGCCGACCUCAAGUGAGUACGACAUCGCGUGUGCAUCCCACCACGCUGCGCUGCCACUGAGCGUACCGUGCUUCGCGGUCCAAAUUCACAGAUGCCCCGGUGAGGCUCAACCUCGCAAACGACGAAAGAGAUGCGACAGUGCCCAAGCACAAGCACACGCACACGCACACGCACACGCACACGCACACGCACAGGAACCGACGCCCACAGAGCUUGCAGUGGACACCAAGUCAGUUGCGUUAUCGUUGCUUCUUCCUGCCGCUUCACUGCUGAUCAACAGUCACGUCGGAUACCCACCCACCGCAAGACCCGACAUCGCGCAAGCCGAUCAGUACGAACUCGGAGGAGCCUUGACCUUCCAUCUCAUCCAGUAAGUCCCAGCGACCCCUGCGAUCAUUGCAGUAGACCAACCCUGUACUCCCCUUCCAAAGACUUUGCUUCAACAUGGCCAACCCUUGCAUUCCCGGGCUCGAUUACGAUCUGUUCCAAGCGCUGCUCAACAACUCCGCUGGCGUCUCGCGCGAGUUGGAAGUGGCCGCCGAGGUAUGUACCUACCGCUGUUGCAUAUCACUUUCCCAAUCAGAGUCUAACGUCCCCCAAAAAACCCGUCAGACUCUUUGUGGUGCACUCAUCGCCGUCUCUGUGACAUUCUCGGAUCACGAGGUGAGUCAACCCAUCGUUCGGCGAGGCCAAAGCGCCGCGCGCCCCCCACAUGCGGCGCGUCGAGAGCACGUGACCCCAGCAGCUGACCCGGCCUUGAUCUCGGCGCAUUGGGCAGCUCUUCAUUGGCCCUUCUCCCAAACCCGAAAUACCCUACGACGAACCUUCCGGGAUCAAAGCUUCGGUCGCGCAAUACGACAAGCUCGUCUCGUUCGGCAGACGACGUCAAGAAGCUGUACAGCACUUCGCCACGCGCGCGCUCAAGCUAUACGCCGAGUCUAGGAUCGAUUCCUAUCCUUCGAUCGAGGCGAUCUAUACGAUGCUCGCAAUGGACCAUUGUCUUAGCUUGACGACGGACGGUAUCAGGACUCAGAGGCGAUUCGUGGACUCGGCUAUCAAGAUGUUCAAGCUGCUCACGAGACGGGAGGCGGAGCUGCCGAAGCCGAUCCAAGAGGCUCUGAUUGGACCUCUGAGCCACACGCUUCUCGUGAGUCUUUCGCGAUUCGGAUCGAACAAAUUCGCGGAAACUAAUCACUGAGCUCUCUCGCUCUCUUUCUCGCUCAGAGCCUGGACGCACAGACUGCUGCCGUUCUCAAGACCCCAUCGGCGAUGUAAAUAGUUCUCUUCGGCUAUAAUCCCUGGGGCUCGACUUGCUGAACCCUUCUCCACACCAACCCCAGUUCAAACGAUGAGCUGGGCUUUUACUUCCCACAGAUUCAGUUGGAUGAUACCUUUCUCAGUUCUCUUCACCAUCCGAGCCGGAUCAUCGAUCGGAAGCAAGGUUGGACCGAGCUCGGGAAACAGACUGCAUCGAUUGGGAUCGUCAUCACUCGCCUCUAUAGGCGCUUAGUCGACAAUGGGAGCCGUAAGUCACCACGAGCCACACAAACCACUGUAUUUCUCUCUGAAUAGAUAACUUGAGUUCUUGCAGGGCUGGGAUAUCACAUCUCGGAGAUUUGGCGAGGAGUGGAGAUGGUGCGGCUUUGGCUCGACGACGCCGAAGCAACGGUCCUGUGCCGCCUCACGCCCCUCGCAAGCAAAGAAUUGACCGACGAACGCACGUUCGACCUCAUCUCACUACUCAACUUUCAUCGUCGUAAUCUUUUCCGACUCGAUCUGUUGGUACACCAACGUAUCGUUGAUGCCGCGGCCAAAGAUCCGGCGCCGAUCGCGUUGCAGCUCUAUGCGACCUCCUGUGCGCGCGUACAAGCACUCUUCAAACUGGUCGUCGUCAUGGCCAAGGAGAUUACGAGGACCUCGGCGUUGAUCCAGGCAAGAAGGCUCUUCGAAGUGUUGGAGUGUUGUUUGACGUGGUCGAGUAUGCGGAGUAGUCGUCCACCCGAAGUGGCGGAAUUGAUUACCGAAUUGGGCAUCACAAAGGAUAUGGGUACAACGUGAGCUUUGUAACUCCUCUGUGCAUCAUUGUCGAGGAUGCUGACCUUGGUACUUCUGUUUUCGUCUGAAAGUAUGAUGAACAUGCUGGCCCUCGCUUCGUGGUCCUCGGCACUAGCAGACGUCCAACGCCGUUCGCUGCGCAACGGCUUCAAUCACCUCAGCAAACAAGCGACGCCAGCACCCGAACCAACCCCUGUAGUCGAUGUCAAAGAAAAGCCGAAGCCCGAUCCAAUCGCUCCGACGCGAGCGGCAUCCGUCCCUGAUCCGACUUUCCCUCCCCUGUCCCACGCUCAGCGCGUCAUUGGACAUCCCAUACUUCCCAUCAUCCCACCCGAGUACCCCUCCAUGUCGAUGUACCCCACCCAGCCGCCGGUCACGCAAGCCAACAUCUUUCCCACGCCUUUCACAUAUGGAUCCAUCGCUCCACCAAUCAUUCCCUUUGCAACCCCUUCAUUCCUGGGGGACGAAGCGUCGUUCGAAACAUCCUUACCACCACAGCAGAACCCGUAUGAUGCCGCUUUCGAGUUCUUGAUGAGCGGGACCAACAAGUCCCAAUUUUGA
Messenger RNA from Microbotryum saponariae, 2974 nucleotides. The record is from the annotation of a GenBank genome assembly. Lineage: Eukaryota; Fungi; Basidiomycota; Microbotryomycetes; Microbotryales; Microbotryaceae.